Cadophora gregata is the source of this 498-nucleotide messenger RNA. RefSeq lists its product as uncharacterized. Lineage: Eukaryota; Fungi; Ascomycota; Leotiomycetes; Helotiales; Ploettnerulaceae. Bases 1 to 498 code for a protein of 165 amino acids. The transcript has a single exon. The record is from RefSeq and is a predicted model, not a curated record.
AUGGCUCAAAGUACUACCAGCAAGUUAAUGGUAUCUCUAGGCCCUCCAAGGCCAAGCGUCUCCCUCACAUCCACAGCAACAUGUGUUACCAGUACAAUCCUAGGAGUUACCGCUUGUAUCAGAACGCCUCUUUGCUUGACCUCUCCUUGGACUGUGGUUGGAACGGCUGUAACUCUUGAUUCCAACGGUCUCCCAUUCUUGGAGUGCAUCAAUACUACCUCUGGCGCUGCUGAGCCAACUACGAGCGGCCGGAUCAAGCCCAGUGGGAUAGCUUCGGUUUCUUUGCAGCAUACUCCGUUGGAUUCGACUUUUGAGGCUUCUGGGACUUCGACUUCUAACAUACCGUCAACAACUUCGUCUGCUACAGGUAUUUCCGCACCAGCUGCAACUCAAAGUACCAAUAUGGCGGGUCAUGCAGGUUCACCUUCUGGAAUAUUAAUCCCAGUCUUCCUUGCUUGGCUUGGAAUUUUCACAGUUUGCCAUCCUGGGCAUAUCUAA